Molecule: messenger RNA, 111 nt
Organism: Ectocarpus sp. CCAP 1310/34
Lineage: Eukaryota; Phaeophyceae; Ectocarpales; Ectocarpaceae
Source: the annotation of a GenBank genome assembly
UCUAAAGAACACGCACACAUCUGACGAGAAAAAGGUAUGCAAGAGCCCGAAGAGGUACACCUAAAAAUCCCUGCAGCACCGUAUGCGUGCCCAAAAACUGAACUGCACGUC